AUGGCUAUCGGCGUUCUGAAAGUCAAAGGCAACAAGGUUGUCGAUAGUAGCGGCAAUGAGGUUCUUCUUCGCGGUGCCGCCAUUGGGGGCUGGAUGAAUAUGGAAAACUUCAUUACCGGCUAUCCGGGCCAUGAAUCCCAACACCGCGCUGCUAUGCGUCGCGUUCUGGGCCAAGAGAAAUACGAGUUCUUCUUCGACAAGUGGCUCGAGUAUUUCUUCACGGAGGCGGAUGCCAAGUUUUUUGCUGGGUUGGGAUUGAACUGUAUCCGGAUUCCGUUCAACUUCCGUCACUUCGAAGAUGAUAUGAACCCGCGCGUGUUGAAGGAAUCGGGGUUCAAGCACUUGGAUCGGGUGAUUGACUUGUGCGCCAAAGAAAAGAUCUACACCAUUCUAGAUAUGCAUACGGUGCCGGGUGGACAGAAUUGUGACUGGCAUUCCGAUAACACGACCAGUUACGCUGCUUUCUGGGACUAUAAGGACCACCAGGACCGGACGGUCUGGCUAUGGGAGCAGAUCGCCGCGAGAUACAAGAGCAACCCAUGGGUUGCAGGGUAUAACCCUCUGAAUGAGCCAUGCGAUCCCGAGCAUGUUCGUCUUCCGGCAUUCUAUGAGCGUGUGGAGAAGGCUAUCCGAGCAGUUGAUCCUGAUCACAUCCUGUGGCUGGAUGGGAAUACCUUUGCUAUGGAGUGGAAGGGAUUUGAUAAGGUUCUUCCGAACUGCGUAUACGCCAUGCAUGACUACUCGUCCAUGGGCUUUCCGACUGGACAGCGGUACAAAGGAACCUCCGAACAAAAGGAGCAUCUUGAGAAACAAUACCUUCGCAAGGCCGAAUUCAUGUACCAGAAUGGCACAGCAAUCUGGAACGGUGAAUUUGGUCCCGUUUACGCCAACCCACGGACCGAAGCAGAGGCAGAAUCCAUCAACCAAGAGCGUUAUGACCUCCUUGGCGACCAGCUCCGCAUCUACGACAAGUACAACAUUCACUGGUCUAUCUGGCUCUACAAGGAUAUCGGCCUCCAGGGCAUGAUCCACACAAAUCCAGACAGCAAGUGGAACAAGACCAUCCAGCCGUUGCUGGAAAAGAAGACAAAAUUCUGGCUUGAUGCUUGGGGAAGAGAGCCAUCUUCGGAGCCUGAAGCUGCGUUGAAGCCGCUGGUUGAGUGGAUCGACAAGGUCAGUCCUCAGGCGAAGGAGACAUAUCCCACCCCGUGGCACACAGAGCGCCACUUGCUCCGGAAUGUCUUCCAGACAUUUCUCGCUGCGUCUUUCGUAGAUGAGUUCGCAGAGUUGUUCAGAGGGAUGGGUGAGAAGGAAUUGGAGGCUUUGGCUCAUAGCUUUCACUUUGAUGAGUGUGUGCAGCGUGAAGGUCUCAAUCGAAUCUUGAGAGAGCAUGCUCACGCAACGAAGAGCUGA
Messenger RNA from Aspergillus clavatus NRRL 1, 1413 nucleotides. Its product is annotated as glycoside hydrolase family 5 protein. NCBI's taxonomy places the organism in Eukaryota, Fungi, Ascomycota, Eurotiomycetes, Eurotiales, Aspergillaceae. The record is from RefSeq and is a predicted model, not a curated record. Bases 1 to 1413 code for a protein of 470 amino acids. The transcript has 4 exons. Gene Ontology annotation, biological process: glucan catabolic process. Gene Ontology annotation, cellular component: extracellular region; cell surface. Gene Ontology annotation, molecular function: beta-glucosidase activity.